Molecule: messenger RNA, 1039 nt
Organism: Andrographis paniculata
Lineage: Eukaryota; Viridiplantae; Streptophyta; Magnoliopsida; Lamiales; Acanthaceae
Product: photosystem II reaction center PSB28 protein, chloroplastic
Exons: 2
Coding region: 292-888 (198 amino acids)
Biological process (GO): photosynthesis
Cellular component (GO): photosystem II; chloroplast thylakoid membrane; photosystem II oxygen evolving complex
Source: RefSeq, a predicted model, not a curated record
CGUGGAGGCCUGGAGGGUGGGGGACCAAUGCUUCGUGAUCUAACAUACUCUGUUUGGGCUUCCACAAGCUUAUAGUCCAUGGGCCUCAUAGUUGGAGGAUAGGCCCAAUUCAUAAAAGCCCAUUCAUCGGCCCAAAUAUUAUGGAAGCGUCACGUGUCUCUUCUCUAGAUUUCGCGGGCUACGAUAAUUCGAGAGAGUGAAACAGUAGUGCGACGAAAAUGAUCCAAUCCUCUCGAAUGGCUGUCGUUAUUACACACCGCUCACGUUAUCAUCUCCACUAUAUAUGUACGUAUGUAUAAUCCUCUCUCUCUCUCUCUCUCUCUAAAAUAUUUUCUUAAUCUAAGAAUGGCAGCGCUGCAGUAUCUGGCUUUCCCUUCUCCAAUUUCUCGUUGUUGCAGUUACCCGCGCUCUGUCUCAGGAUUUUCGAUAGGAGCUAUUAACUCUAGCUUGGGUUCAUCAUUCAAUGGUCAAUUUUUGUGCCUGCGUCAAUCAAAUUUGUUGAAACAAACCAGAAUAAGGAACACUCCUAGGCUAAGUGUUGUGAUGAUGAAGCCAACGAUUCAGUUUAUUCAGGGGACUGACGAGCAAACAAUCCCAGAAGUGAAGCUAACCAAAUCAAGGGAUGGAACCAAUGGAAUGGCUAUUUUCUCAUUUACAGAACCAUCUGUUUUCGACUCCUCUAGUGUAGUUGGUGACAUCACCGGAUUCUUCAUGAUUGACGAGGAAGGAACACUCCAGUCAGUUGAUGUGAGCGCCAAGUAUAUAAAUGGAAAGCCAGCUGGUAUUGAGGCCAAAUAUGUAAUGCGGUCUCCUAAAGAGUGGGACAGGUUUAUGAGAUUUAUGGAGAGGUAUGCCAGUGCAAACGGAUUGGCUUUUGUCAAGAAGUGAGGCAGUGCAUCUUCUUUCCUUGUACAUUUUUCAAUUUAUUCUCCUUGUUGAAUUCCAUGAGGCUAUAAUUUGGUGGAAUGCAAGUGUUGGUUAGAGGGAUGAUUUGUUUGCUGCUUGAUUCCUAUGUUUGAAGGAUUUUUGUUUUCCUUGA